Paramecium sonneborni is the source of this 1455-nucleotide messenger RNA. NCBI's taxonomy places the organism in Eukaryota, Ciliophora, Oligohymenophorea, Peniculida, Parameciidae. The record is from the annotation of a GenBank genome assembly.
AUGAUUGUGAAGUAAAAAAGAGAAAUUUUUCAUGUAUAGUUAAGAAGAAAUUAAAGAGAACAAAUUUUUUCAAAAAAAAGAGUCUUAGAAGUACCAAAUUAAUAAUAUGUGACUUCAGAAUAAGCAAUUCUUUUUCUAAAAGGAGCAGUGUCGAAUCAAAUAAAUUUAUAGGAGAUGUUUUCAGAAUUACAUCAAUUAUUACCAAAAUAUAGUGAAUUACACUUGAAAACAUUGCCUUAUAUAAUUUAAGGAGUUAGGAAAUAUUUAGAGGUUAAUGAGUAAUCUUUACUUUAAAUGAAUGAAGAAGAUCUAGAAAUAUCUGAAUAUACAAUACUAGAAAUACUUUCAUAUUUAGUUUCAUUGACUUAUUACAUAAAAGUGGAAUUUGAUUUGGAAAAUUUAUUAGAUAUGUUAAUAGCAAUAUUUAAGUCAACUGAUGAGUUCAGAAUGAUUGAAAGAUUAUGUUAAAUAUUUUAAAAUCUUCUUGUUGACUUUGAUUAUACUUCAUCAUAUUUACUUAAGUGUGAUAUUGUAACAUAAUUGGCAAACAAAUUUUUAGAUUGUAAUAUAAGUUAUGAUUUAAAUCGUCUUGCUCCUAUGUUUAGAGUAUUAUAAUAAUUAGAUGAAAUUAGUUAUAAUGAAUUCAAUUAAAUUCAUCCAUUAUUACAUAGAUUAUAAAAUGAAUUCAAGGUUGAUUCCUCAAAAUAUUGUGAAAUUAUUGAAGGUUUUUUUGCUUUUUUAGUAAAAUGUACAAAUUCAUCAAACAAUUAGAACGAGUCACAAAACUAUUAAUAGCUUUAGCUAUUUAAUAAAUUAUUUGAAUUUUAAUAUGUAAAUUGGUCAGUAAGUUUAUUGUUUAAGUACAAGAAUUAAAAAAAUAUAGUAACAGUUAUAUAUUAAUUUCUUCACAACCUUAGUUUAGAAUCUUGUGGAAAGAAUUUAAUUUCUUAAGGAGUUUUAACAGCAAUAUUUGAACAUUUAUCAGAUUAGAUUGCUUCUUAAAAGCAACUCUAUACAAUAUUAACAAAUUUAAUAGUAGAUGAUUUAGAAAGUGUCUUGAAAAGUGGAAUUUUUAAAAAAGUUCAUUCGCAUUUUGAAUAAGGAUUUCCUAGUGCUGACUAUAUAAAUGAGUUAAUGUAUAGCAUCACUAAUUCUUUUUAUAUAGCUAAUGAGAAUUAAAUAAUAGAAUUAAUAUAAUUAGGAUUAGCAGAUUGUUUAGUUUUAUAUAUUAGUUAAUAGCCAAUGGAGCUUUUAAAUAUAGAAUUAUGCAGUGCAAUAUUUUAAGCAAUACAUUCAGUUUUUUUAAAGUAACCUCAGAGAUCGAUACACAGUUUAAAAAAUAAACUCAAACAAGAUUCUAAAUUUCUUGGAAGAAGUAGCUAAAUUUAUGAAAUAAGUAAAAAUGAUGAUUAAGAAUAUGAAGAAAUGUGGAAAUAUUUGACUUAAAUGGAUUGA